Molecule: messenger RNA, 3202 nt
Organism: Tarenaya hassleriana
Lineage: Eukaryota; Viridiplantae; Streptophyta; Magnoliopsida; Brassicales; Cleomaceae
Product: pollen-specific leucine-rich repeat extensin-like protein 1
Exons: 1
Coding region: 234-2981 (915 amino acids)
Molecular function (GO): protein binding
Source: RefSeq, a predicted model, not a curated record
GCUAUUCUUGAAACAGAGUUUUAGUUUUUUUUAUUGGGUGAUUAAAAAAAAUAUCCAAAAAAAUUUCCAAAAAUAGUAACGAAACCUUGAAGCAAUUGGUUUCAUGCUCUCCCUAUAAUUACCCUCACCUUCAUUCUUAACCUUUCCAAGAUUUCCUAUUAAGCAAGCCUUGGGGUCCGUUCCCAAGGUUUUUCACCAUACCCUAACCACCAAAAAAUAAAACCCUAAAAUAAAUGGAGAGGCCGUCAGGCUCCUCCCUUCUUUUCUCCGUCGUCGUCCUCGUGGCGGCGGCUGCCAUCGUUCUUCCCUUGGCAACUGCUCUCUCUGACGAGGAGGCUUCGUUCAUCGUCGGGCGCCAACUCCUAGCCCUCGGUGAGAACGAGGAUCUCCUCGACGGAAUGGAAUAUGACGUCGACACGAACUUAUCGUUCGAUAAUUCCCGUCUGAAAAGGGCUUACAUCGCUCUCCAAGCGUGGAAGAAGGGGAUGUAUUCAGACCCUUUCGACACCACGGAGAACUGGGUCGGCCCUAACGUAUGUGCCUACAACGGGGUAUUUUGUGCACCCGCACUUGAUGACCCUAGCAUCACCGUUGUGGCCGGGAUCGACCUAAACCAUGCCGAUAUAGCAGGGUACUUGCCUCCCGAGCUUGGGUUGAUGACUGAUGUCGCGUUGUUCCACAUUAACUCGAAUAGGUUCUGCGGAAUCAUCCCCAAGAGUCUCUCGAAGCUUACGUUGAUGUACGAAUUCGAUGUCAGUAACAACCGUUUCGUCGGCCCGUUCCCAACCGUCGCCCUCUCAUGGCCAUCUUUGAAGUACCUAGAUAUCAGAUACAAUGACUUUGAAGGAACAUUACCAAAAGAGCUCUUCGACAAGGAUCUCGAUGCCAUUUUCUUGAACAACAACAGGUUUGAAUCCACGAUCCCUGAUGCAAUAGGAAAGUCGACGGCAUCCGUUGUGACAUUUGCUCACAACAAGUUCAGCGGCUGCAUUCCAAAGACAAUCGGAAAGAUGAAGAACCUCAACGAGAUCGUCUUUAUCGGGAACAACCUCACCGGUUGUUUCCCGUCCGAGAUCGGGAUGUUGAACAACGCAACAGUCUUCGACGCUAGCAACAACGAGUUCUUCGGAAGUUUGCCCUCGAGCUUGUCCGGUUUAGCAAGCGUGGAACAACUUGACUUCUCAGGCAACAAGCUCACGGGAUUUGUCUCCGACAGCAUCUGCAAGUUGCCUAAAUUGGUUAACUUCACGUUUUCGCACAACUUUUUCAGCGGAGAAGGAAAGAAUUGUGUUGCAGGGAUGAGCAAAGAUAAGCAAUUCGACGAUACGAGCAAUUGCUUACAGAAUAGACCGAAGCAGAAAUCCGCUAAAGAAUGUUUGCCGGUGAUGAGUCAUCCAGUGGAUUGCAGCAAAGACAAAUGUGCUGGUGGUGGGGGUCACAAAUCGCAAGAAAAUCCAUCGCUGGAGCCAACUCCUUCACGUCAGCCGAAUCAACCAAAGCCCGAGCCUGAAGUAAGCUCACCAAAUCCGAAACCACCGAAAACCGUAGAACCACCAAAGGAGUCACCCAUACCUGAGCCGCCUAAGCCUGAUGGGUCUCUAAAGCCAGAGCCGCCGAAACCCUCAAAACCUGAAACUCCUAAACCCAAACCUUCUGAACCCAUUGACACACCCAAACCCGAACCACCAAAAACACCAAAACCCGAAACUCCUCAUCUAGAACCACCUAAACCCGAGGAGCCUCCAAAGCAAGAAUCCCCGAAAACACCGCAACCGCCUAAAUCCAAUGAUUCGCCAAUGCCUAAACCCCCAAAAUCACAAAAACCCGAAACUCCUAAGCCAGAACCAUCUAAACCCGAGGACUCACCAAAGCCUGAACCUCCAAAACCAGUGCAAUCUCCGAAGCCAGAGCCAUCAAAAUCAGAGGGGUCUCCAAAACCGGAACCACCAAAACAAGAUGAAUCACAAAAACCUGAAGAGCCGCCAAAGCCUGAGAUGCCACAACCGGUUUCCCCUCCAAAGAAAUCACCCAUACCCGAAGACCCGUUUGAAGCGUCUCCGGUCAAAAAACGUCGUCCUCCACCACCUCCAAGAGUAGAGACAAACUCACCACCUCCUCAACCACCGGCAAAAUCAUUGCCACCACCAUCAAAGAUUGUUCACUCUCCACCUCCACCCGUACAAUCUCCUCCACCGCCGAUGUUUUCACCACCACCACCACCGGUUUACUCUCCACCACCUCCACUUUACUCUCCUCCACCACCACCAGUUCACUCUCCACCCCCACCCCCACCAGUCUACUCACCGCCUCCACCAGUCCACUCUCCACCACCACCACCGGUUCACUCGCCGCCUCCACCAAUCUACUCUCCUCCACCACCACCCCCGGUCCACUCACCCCCUCCUCCGGUCUUCUCUCCACCACCUCCAUCACCCGUCUACUCUCCCCCUCCACCAGUCUACCCACCACCACCAGCACCAAUAUCGGUUCAACCACCAUCGUCAUCACCAACAGUUGAUGCUCCAACACCCUCUGUAGAAGGACCAACACCACAAUCAGUACCAAUUCAGGAACAACCUCCAUCAUCAACACCAGUUCAGGCACCAUCACCGAACUCAGAAUCUGUUAAAGCACCAACCCCAUCACCCGAAAUCUUUAAUGCCCCUAAACCUGAACCAGUUCAAGCUGCCACACCAGUUUUUGAACUUGGUCAUGCCCCUACACCAUCAGUUGAACAACAUCAGGCUCCAACACCAUCACAAAAGAAGUUUGAGGCACCAACUCCAUCAUCAAGACAAGUCGAGGCACCAACUCCAUCUUCAGAACAAGCUGAAGCACCAACAUCAACCACACCGUCGCAGUCUUUGGCACCAACACCGGAAUCCAACGAUGGUGGUGACGACAACGACAACUUCAUACUCCCACCAAACAUUGGAUUUCAGUAUGCAUCACCACCGCCACCGAUCUUCCCCGGCUACUAAAACAAUGUAGUUUGUCAUUUCAAUUCGGAUGAGACCCGAAAUUUUUCCAGCUAACUGGUCUGUAACAAAACACCAAAAAAAAAAGUAAAUGCCAUUUAUAAUUGAGCAUUGUAAGUAGUUGAUUUUAGAAGUUAAUUUGAAACAAUUCGUAAAGAACAUAUUCGGGUUUCCUUUGUUCCAGUGAAAGCCUCAUUAUUUGUGUUUCAUUUGUAUUUUUAUCA